AUGUUCUCAGAAUACGCAUCGCGCUUUCUUUCCCAGUCGCAGUCAAGGGUCAACUUCGCUCCCGAUAAUACUCAAAAUGGACGCGAAGCCCAAAGACAACGAGACCGAUCCUCUUCACGGUUUCCAGCUUCAAGAUCCUUUUUAAAUCGGGGACGAGGCAAUCCAUACCAACCCAGCUCCUCCCACUUGCAGUUGCCGUUUGGGCGGGGAUCCAUGCAACAAGCCCCACUCUUUCACAGUACUGCCGGUAGAUUCCGCGAAGAAGAUGAUGAGCAGGAUCAUGAGCGAGAAAUAGCGGAUCAUUAUGCCCUCCAGCGGUCUAGAAGGACUUUUGAUCCAAUCCAGUUGGAAGAAUCAUCAGAACUGGAGGGGGAAGAUGAGGGGCGCAAGAGUACGGAAAACUCAUUUGGAAAAGCACGGGGAAUAAGGAGCUCCUGGAAAGAUAAAAGAUCCAGCCACGAAAAGUGCCCUAAACCUUCUGUGGACCCUGUGCACGAGCAGAAAGGCGACCAAGACGAUGGGGUACAAUCCACAAUAAGCAAGGGAAAGGGCAAAAUGGUCGAUAUACGCCUCGAAGACUCAGUGCCAAACGACAUGAUAAAUAUCGACCCUGAAUUGGCAUCCGACUUCCAAGAUAGUCACCUCUCUUCUGAACAAUUCAGACGAUCACCCUAUCCAAACAAUAAUUUCCAAAACAACUCCUUCAUACCCCAAGAAACAGAUAAACAAACCCUACUGAAUCACCCUCGCCCCCCCAGCCCUAGCGAGUCAGAACGCCUAGCUUCAGUGGGGGCCGAACCUGAGCCUCCUAUGCACGAUGCUUUUUGGGGCCACUUCUUCUUACUCUCGGUAGCCGGCCUUUUUGCAUCAGCAUUCAUGGUUUACCUCCACACUUCGGCGCCAUCGGGUAAACCGGGAUUAGGAGAUACGAUAUACUCUACACUUCACGCAUCAUUCUACCUUCUUGGCACAUAUACUAUGAUCUCCGUUUUCGUAUCUCUGCUGUGGUUGGCCCUCCUAAAGUCAUAUGUCAAACCACUGGUCUAUGCAAUGUUAAUUGCUGUUCCUAUAAUCCUCUACUCAUUUGCUCUUUAUUCGUUCAUAUCUAGCUUCAAGGGAUCGUGGCAUGGCUCAACUCUCCAGGACAAGGUCAUGCGCUGGGGAUCAUUGGUUCCGAUGAUACUUGCAACGACGUGGGUAUAUUCUGUGGCUAAAGGCCGCCACUCCACUGGAAAGGCGAUCGGCAUUUUGGAAUUUUCUUGUCGAAUUCUCACCGCAAACUCCCCUUUACUCCUAUUCGGAUUUGCCACCUUGGCAGUUAUUGCCGUUUGGACAUGGGUGUGGAUUGCCAUGUUCACUCGCGUAUUCCUAGGAGGACACAUGAGCUCGUCUAAGUCCAUCUUCAUCAUCAACUAUGAGAGUUGGUGGCUAGGAGCGUUCUUCAUUCUAGUUUACCUGUGGUCCCUUGGUAUUAUUUCCGGAAUUCAACGCUCCGUGACUGCUGCCACCGUCAGCCAGUGGUAUUUCCAUCGUCGUGCGGUUCCACAGGUAUCGCCUAACCAAGUAGUUCCUGCGGCACUCUCUUUUUCUCUUACUUCGAUGUUUGGAACGAUUUGUCUGUCCACAUUUCUCUCCCUGCUCAUCCGUCUACCAUUAAUUGUGUUACCCCGACGGCUCUCGUCUUUUCUCUCUCUACUUGCCUAUUCUAUCGUCCCAGCGCCUAUUGCGGCGCUAACAAACCCCCUCACCCUCACAUAUGCCACUAUAUUUGCCCAGCCUUUGGUUAGCUCGGCACGAUCCCUUAGCCAGCUUACCUUUCUUGCGCCCUCGUCGGCAACGACAAUUCACCCACGGUCAUUUUCAAAUGACGUUGGGAACGGAACAUCUACUCUCGUUCCGUACCGUCUCGCCAAGCUUCUCCUUCAUGCGACACGUCUUAUAAUGUCGCUUGCCCUUGGUUUUGCAGGCUGGGUGUCCAGUGCUAGGACACUGCAACUACCUGAUGGUAGCAGCUCAAUCCGCGGCAGUUUAUAUGCUUAUGUUGUCGGCAUGAUUGCCGGUGCCAUUGGAUGGGGAGUUCUGGCCGCAAUGGAAGGUGUACUUGCUUCCGUUUUAGAUGCAGCUGUGGUCUGUUGGGCGAGCGAAGUGGGAACAACACGCAAGGAGGCGAGGUACUGCCGAGAGGCAGGUUGGCUCUUUGGUGGAGAGAGGGAACAAUAUACAGAAGACGUAUAG
Molecule: messenger RNA, 2235 nt
Organism: Ophidiomyces ophidiicola
Lineage: Eukaryota; Fungi; Ascomycota; Eurotiomycetes; Onygenales; Onygenaceae
Exons: 2
Coding region: 1-2235 (744 amino acids)
Biological process (GO): transmembrane transport
Cellular component (GO): plasma membrane
Molecular function (GO): transmembrane transporter activity
Source: RefSeq, a predicted model, not a curated record